UCCCCAGGAUUGGGUUGCAAACUUCGACAAAAUACUGUUCUCCACUCCCUAUUGGUGCAUGCUCUAUCAUUCAUUCUUCGCCGGAGUUUGGUGAAGUACCAGGUUGCUUUACGGGAAAAGACUGCUGUAAUUUACUCUGGAACUGCCCUGCUGUAGACUUUUUCAUGGUUAUUAAUUUGUGCAAAGAAUCACAAACUGAUACAGCGGGAACCAAACUGGCAAAUCAGGCUGCCGAGACGACUGUGUAAUUCGCUGGAAAUGGAGAACCUCUCCUACGUACGGGGAUUUAAGUGUGUUUCUUGUUCUAUCUAACUGAAUUGAAGGAAUUUCAACAACAACAACAACAACAAAAAGAGCAAAAAAACAACCUUAUGAUUGAAGAACGCCAUGGUAGGAUGGGAGGAGUUCUUAUUCGGACGAGGACAAUGUAUAUAAAAAUAUGCAAGAAUCAAAGGAAACCCCCAUAUCCAGUCACCUAGAUGAAAUUGUUGCUGCUAUCAGCAUAACGCCUAGAAAGAAGAUCCAAAACAAGCUGCCUCAGACAGCGCUAUUCCAGCCUCCUCGAGAGAAACUCCACCUCUGUGAAGAGAAAGCGAAGUCCUACUCUAGCAGUCACGAAUAUAAACAGGCUGUCCAUGAGCUGGUGCGCUGCAUAGCGCUGACAAGAAUUUGCUAUGGCGACUCCCAUUGGAAACUAGCGGAGGCACACAUUAAUCUGGCUCAGGGCUACCUCCAGCUGAAAGGACUGUCACUGCAAGCAAAGCAACAUGCAGAAAAAGCCAAAGAAAUCCUUACCAGCUCCAUUGUGCCUCCCUAUGACGACAAUACGGAUGUUUUCAGGUGUUCGAUCGAGCUGUUCCAUACCAUGGGGAGAGCCUUACUCUCCCUUCAAAAAUUUAAGGAAGCUUCAGAGAAUUUGUCCAAGGCAGAGCGACUUGCAAAAGAGCUGCUGCAGUGUGGAAGGAUUAUAAAGGAGGAAUGGAUAGAAAUUCAAGCACGGAUCAAAUUGUCAUCUGCACAGAUAUAUCAAAGUCAGAAGAAACCAAAAGAAGCUCUGCCCCACUACCAAGAGGCUUUAGAAUAUAUUGAGAUCAGUAGAGGUGAAAAAAGUCUCGAGUGUGUACCAAUAUUGAGGGAAUUAGCAGGUGUUGAGCAAGCCCUGGGACUUCAUGACGCAUCUAUCAACCAUUUUCUACAGGCGCAUCUCAUCGUGCUGAGCAGAAGCCCCUCCCAAGAGGAGGCAGCAGUCUCCGCACAUUUUGUCGCCCACGCUGGCAUCGCUUCUGGGAGGACCGAGCACCACGAUGUGGCCGAGCAGUAUUUUCAAGAGAGCAUGGCUAAUCUUAAGGAUGCUGAAGGGACGGGAAAAGCCAGAUUUCUUUCAAUUCAAGAUGAUUAUUGCCGUUUUCUACAAGUCACUGGACAAAAAGAGAGAGCAACCUCAAUCCUGAGAGAGUCCCUGGAAGCUAAAGUGGCCAUGUUUGGUGAUCUCAGUCCCGAGGUGGCGGAGACCUACCGGCUGUUGGGUGGGGCUGACCUGGCACAGGGGAACCACAGUGGGGCCCACAAGAAACUGAAGAAGUUGUCCUGGAGAAAGAUGAUGGUAGCUUGCUCCAAGACAGUGGCCAGGGGAUGGAGCAAAGUCAUGGGGGAGUCGAGGGAUGUCGAUAAAGAUGUAGAAGCCACGGCACAUGGCAGCUCGGAGUGUCUUCAGAUUCAGACCCUCUUGUACGGGCCACAGAACAAGAGGACUCUGGCCACCCAGCAGACGGUGGACGUCCUGUCCAAGACCCCAGAGGUGGCUGUGAAGUCUAGGCAGGCCCCGAAAGCCAAACCAGCCUUCUACACCGGCGUGGCCCCGCACACUGUGCUGGGGAAGGCGCGGCCCAACGCGGCGGACUGAGCCCCCCCUCCCCCGCACCCCCAGAGAGAGCUUUAGUCAUGCCUGGGCGCCAACACUGAGGGUCCCCUAUCAACCUCUCCAACAAGAAGGUGGAAUCCAACAGCCGGUCAAGGUUUGCUGUUUGCAGACUUCCUGUGGGCCACAUUUGGACAGUGGAUCCCCUCCAGGGUGAUCUGGUGCUUCUACAAAGAAUUUUUCUUUUUUUACCACCCAAGUGGUUUUUCUCGCCAACAAAAAUUUUUACCCAUCAGCACUGCUGGGGCUGCAAGGCUUCUCUUCGAAAGUUUACAACUUCCUGUGUGUGAAUACAGUGGAGAGCCCCUGGCACAGAUCUGGAGUCAGAUUUGGAGCAAUAAAAUUCUGGAAAAAAGCUCUUUCUUAUAGGAAGCUAAUAGGAAUUGAGAAUAAAAUGCUAAUGAGGAAA
Molecule: messenger RNA, 2327 nt
Organism: Callorhinus ursinus (northern fur seal)
Lineage: Eukaryota; Metazoa; Chordata; Mammalia; Carnivora; Otariidae
Source: RefSeq, a predicted model, not a curated record